Molecule: messenger RNA, 706 nt
Organism: Dermacentor silvarum
Lineage: Eukaryota; Metazoa; Arthropoda; Arachnida; Ixodida; Ixodidae
Product: ATP synthase-coupling factor 6, mitochondrial
Exons: 4
Coding region: 16-651 (211 amino acids)
Biological process (GO): proton motive force-driven ATP synthesis
Molecular function (GO): proton transmembrane transporter activity
Source: RefSeq, a predicted model, not a curated record
UGGCUAUUUCCGGAUAUGACGCGCCAGUACCAUACCGGACGUGGCACAUGCUGGGGAAAAACGCAGAAACCUAGGCCUACAGGACAGCAACGUCGCUCACACCGGCGCUCUCAGAAUCGCCAAAAGUGCCUACCUCUACGACAAGUAGUCGAGUCAUCCCAGCGUCGGAGGCAAACCAACUUUUUUUACGCCGCGCGGUUUAAACAGGAAAUUGCAGACCAAAGGAAAUACUGCCGAUAUCAUGUGACCGGAUCUGGAUUUCUCGCAACAUCUCGUACCUUUACACCGGUUUCGGUAUAUUGCGAGACGAAGGGAAACAUGGCCUUGCACGCGAGAGUCACCAACUUGGCCAAGCAGUGCAUGGCGCAGUGCAAGAGGAACUACGGUGUCAGCGCCGUUCUAAUGCAAAAGUCGCUAGACCCUAUUCAGCAGCUGUUCGUGGACAAGAUCCGCGAGUACGCGCAGAAGAGCAAAUCCAAGAGCGAGUUGUUUCUUGACGCUGAUGCCUCCAUCACCAAGGAGUACAAUGAUGAAUUGCUGAAAACAGCACAACAGUACGGUGGUGGCAAGACUGCCGACAUGACAGAAUUUCCAAAGUUUGAGUUUCAAGAUCCUACAUUGGACCCCAUCAACAUGGAACAAAAGAAGUGAUGUACAGACAGCAGCAAUACCUUGUUAGAAUAAAAAAGUAAUUAAAACAGGUGCA